AUGGCCGCAGUGCCAGAUCACCGUCAGCUACCACGUGUGCUCAUUGACGAGAGCUCGCAGAUCACAGAGGCCUCCGCGCUCGUGGCGCUUGGCCGAGGCUGCGAGAAGUUGGUUCUGAUCGGGGAUCCAAAGCAGCUUGACCCGAUAUCCCAGUUGGGCCCGUUUGGGACGGCUCGAGACUCCGAGCCGGGGCCAUACAGCCAGGAGCGCGAGAGCGCGUUUGACAUGGUGCGGCUGCGGCUGGAUCGGAAGCCAGUUCAGCUGAGCGUGCAAUAUCGGAUGCACCCGACACUGUGCCAGUAUCCGUCGGAUCGGUUCUACCACGGCUCGCUGCGGAGUGCCGACGCCCUGCGGGACUCCGCGCGCUUCGAGCUGCCAGCCAACGAGUUCCUGCCAGCGCCGGUGGUCUUCGUCGACAGCGCUCGGCUGCAGGGCUCCAGCGAGGAGGAGCUGGUGUCGCUCGGCGGGGCGCGUUCUCUCCGGAACCGCGGGGAGGCGGAGCUCGUGAGCAGGGCGGUCGGCUCCCUCCUGGAGUCGGGCGUGCCGCGGGAGAGCGUGGCCGUGCUCACGCCCUACAGCGCCCAGCGGGAGCUCCUCGCCCGCGCCCUCCACGGCAGGGGCACGGCGCAGAGGGCCCGCAGGUGGUAUGAGCGGGCCGCGCUCCUGCUGCAGGGCCUGGACCCCGCGGAGGAGGAGCCGCACCCGCGUGUCCUCACCGUCGACGGCUUCCAGGGCUGCGAGGUCGAGUUCGUCGUGUUCUCGGCCGUGCGGAGCAACGCCGAGGGCCGCACCGGGUUCGCCGGCGACCCCCGGCGCAUGUGCGUGCUGCUGACGCGUGCGCGCCGGGCCCUGAUCGUGGUGGGCGACCGUGGCACGCUGCAGGCGGACGAGGAGUGGCGGGCCUGGCUGGAGGCGGCCCCGCUUCGCGAGGUGGACGCUGCGCCCUCGGGAGAGAAGCGGAUCCGCAGGCCUUUUGGGCAUCGUUCUCCCAGUGACGUUCCCGGCGGCCUCCCCGACAUGAAGACGCUCGUCGCGGGGAUUUCCACCAAGCCUCGCCUGGACAGCCGCGAGCUCGGUCGGUACGUGGUGGAGGCGCUCACGGCGCCCGAGCUGCUCGGCAUGGAGACGCCUCCCCGAUGCGUUCCAAGGGCGCGCUCCGCGGCAGGCGGCCUGGCCUCGGCGAGCGCGAGAGGGCCCAGUGCUGCGCGGGCCCUGGACCGGCUCUGCAGCGAGCCCAGCCCAGCCCACGCGCCCGCGAGAGAAGGUGCUCGCGCAGGCCCGCCCAGGCUACGCCGGGAGAGAACGCCUGUCGGCGAGGAGGGGCGGGCGCCCGCGCCAGGGCAGCGCGGCGAGUGGCCAGGCGGAUGCCGCCCGCUGCCGCGGGCCGCGCCGGCAGGCGGCGACGCAGAAGGUCACAUGUAA
Prorocentrum cordatum is the source of this 1422-nucleotide messenger RNA. Lineage: Eukaryota; Dinophyceae; Prorocentrales; Prorocentraceae. The record is from the annotation of a GenBank genome assembly.